Messenger RNA from Coregonus sp. 'balchen', 296 nucleotides. The record is from the annotation of a GenBank genome assembly. NCBI's taxonomy places the organism in Eukaryota, Metazoa, Chordata, Actinopteri, Salmoniformes, Salmonidae.
AUGGCUCCGCCCCAGAUUCAGACCUGCCCCCUCCUGCCCCGGGAGAGGUACCCCCACAUCCCCCCUGGCAGAGGUAAGUGUUACAUGUACUGGUAGAUCACUAGUUGGAUUUAAUCCAGUGACAUCACCCCUGAUCCUGAGAUAUGCCGAGAUAUGUCUCCAUGUUAUAUGUUGUUGUGACAGAUCACCUGACGGUUCCUGUGGCGAUUAAGGUGAAUGGCACGUCUGUGGUUUCCGGGACCUUCCUCAUCUAUGAUUGCAAGAGGACAGGAGCGAUACACCCCAAGACUGCGUGA